AAAAUGUAGUAAAAACAAAGCAGCUUAUACUACCACCAAAUUUUAAAACAAGCACGCUUUCGACUAUUGAUGUAGAUAGAUUGAUAAAGCUGUUGUUACUUCAAGAUGUCCUUAAUGAAAGAUAUCAACCAAAUGAUUAUGGAUCCGUGUAUUCAUAUAUUGAGCUUGGACCCAAUGCGGAAGCACUAAUAAAAGACAAAUUUAAAAUAGUACUCCCUCGCGUUGAGGUUCGAUCUGAGGUAUCGUCGGAUCGAAUUCCAGAACCUCGGGUUACACAAUGUUCUGAACAUCACUAG
Molecule: messenger RNA, 296 nt
Organism: Racocetra persica
Lineage: Eukaryota; Fungi; Glomeromycota; Glomeromycetes; Diversisporales; Gigasporaceae
Source: the annotation of a GenBank genome assembly